GCCUGUCGGAGAACUCUCCUCGUUGACGCCCGCCUGCAAUGGAUCCCAUCGAGCCCGUCGAUGGCUCACCUGAUCCGCGCGAGGGCCCGCAACCGUCCGCCUCAUCCCCCCCCAGACCGACGUCAUACGCUCGCCCGCGCGCGGCGUCGCUGCGUGCCCGGCGCCCGUCCAUUCGAUUGCAACGCCUGCCCUCGCUCGAACAGGCCAGUCUGUCCGCGCUUCAGUCCCAGCAACAAGCACAACAAAAUGGCAGCGGGACCGCUGGGGCCACCGGCUCCGCCGCUGGGCCUCUUGCCUCCAUUCCUGCGUCGCCCGAAGACGAGUCAUGGCAGGGAAAUCGCCGCCGCAGCAGUUCCGAGCCCCGACCGGGCCGCUGGUCUGCACCCAACCCCCAAGCCCUCACGAGGUUCGCAACAGGGGAGCAGAUGCACCCCGUGAGAGAGGAGUGGUCGCAUCAGAGUCCCAUCGGCGAAAUCGAUUCGAGUCGACCCCUGGCAGACGACAUCUCCCCGCGUCCCCAGCUCCCUCGAAGAGGAAGUCUAAACCCGAUGCGUUGGGCAAGUGGGAUGAAUACGAACCGGUUCACCAGGAACCGCGCAUCGACUGUUAGUGGAACUGCCCCGGCUCAUUCUCCCGACCUUGACGAUGAAUAUCGUACCCAUAUUGUGGAUGUGCUGGACGUUAUCGAUCCGGAAGUGUCCGCUCUAUCUACUCUUACCAACGUCCAGAAUUCUCUGUUCAUUCCCAACCUGGGAUCGUUCCUGAACCGGAAUCAGACAUAUACUCUCUCGCCACCUUCUCCACUGAGAGAGCUUGAAGGAACGACGAGUGACGAAGGCGAGGAGCCAUCGGAAAAGCCAAAAGAGCCUGCUAUCCGUCCUUCCUUGGAGCACACCCUCACGUCCAUCAUAGAUGAGGGGGGCGAGUCUCGUUUCGCCGUGCUUCCGGACGGAAGUAACCUUGCGGGCUGGUCACCGGACGAGAUCGAAGAGCUUAACGAUCAUGUCCGGCAUAUGUUGCAUUCCCGUCGAUCCAAGUUCAAGCGAUCGAUGAAGGGGUUCGGGAAAUAUGUAUCCAAGCCUCUUGGGUUCCUGGUUACCUUGUAUGCAACUCUCAUUACCCUUUUCGGUCUUGCAUGGGUUCUCUUCCUCAUUGGCUGGAUCAAUGUGGGGGGCAGGCAAUCGUACCUCAUCAACAUCAUCGAUAACGUUCUCGUGGCCCUAUUCGCAAUCAUGGGUGACGGGCUGGCCCCGUUCCGAGCAGUCGACACUUAUCAUAUGAUAUUCAUUGCACACUACACAUUUUUGACAUGGAAAAUUCGCCGGAAACGCAACCUUCCCGAUCUCAAGAAUAAAAAUGACCUGCCGUCACGAAACGAAACCGAGGUCGAUGUCGAUGUCGAACUCGGAGACAUGCCCAAGGAGGAGGAACACGAGUAUAGCGUGCUCAACCCCGUUCAGCAGCUGAAGCUCAUCCAUCACCAAACCAAGUUCGCCAAUUCUCACACCUUCUACAAACCCCACGAAACCUUCACCCAUUACGCCUUCCCAAUGCGCUUCCUCAUCGCCAUCGUGGUCCUGCUGGACUGCCACUCCCUAUUCCAGAUCGCCCUGGGCACAUGCACCUGGGCCAUCAGCUACCACGUCCGCCCAUUCGCACUGACUACUGUCAUCCUCUGCUGCUCCAUCUGUUGCAACAUCUCCGGUGGUGUGCUGAUCAUGAUCGGGGACCGCCGGUCCCGCAAGAAGGACGUAGUGGAACGCCUUUUCCGCCAGCAAUUGACAGAGGAAGCGAUGAAGAAAAUCCAGAAAAAGAAGCGAAAGGAAGAGGAGCAACGCAACGCGGAGCUCGAGGGGCCGUCUCGGUCCCACUCGAUCUCUUCUCUGCGGCGAGCAGUGAUCGAAACCAUUCACGAAUGAUCUAUCAGCCCUAAUAAUCUUCUCGUCUUGUAAACACGACCCUUUACCUUACAGCUCACGACGCACACGACGACCUUAAGAUCUACUACCAUUUUGCUGUUUGACUAUUUCGAAUUUGGCUUCACAAUGAUAUCCAUGUGCUCUUUCUCGAGCACUCAUCAACCUGUUUGCAGGUUGUGUAUACUGUCUAAUCUAAAUAGGAGGUGUUGGGCUUUGGUAAUCAUGCGGAAUACAUUGUGUCAACAUUUUGUUACGCUCCAGGUUCCCUUCUCUUUUCAGUUUCAGAUAUACUUGUCUUGCUAGCACAUCCUUCGCUUUUACUAAACCCAGAAUACACUAUUCGAACCGGGCGUACGU
This is a messenger RNA of Aspergillus heteromorphus CBS 117.55, 2276 nucleotides long. RefSeq lists its product as uncharacterized. Bases 39 to 1919 code for a protein of 626 amino acids. The record is from RefSeq and is a predicted model, not a curated record. The transcript has 4 exons. Lineage: Eukaryota; Fungi; Ascomycota; Eurotiomycetes; Eurotiales; Aspergillaceae.